GCCGCGCGACACGGCACGCGCCCGCCGCCAGCCCACCCCGCGACGCAGCUCCGGCGUGCUCAACCUCUACAUACCUCCCGAUGGAAUUGUUCUAAACUUGUCACAGUACUGGGAAACUUUACCCAACUUUAUAAAACACUCUGUAAACGUUUUCGUACAUUUACUGUCCGUGACCUUGAAAUUUGUACAGUUCGCGGAUGAUAAGAAAAUAAUAACAUAACUGAUAGUGUAAAUUUUGAAACUUUAAAACUAUGAGUAACUGAAAGGUUGUAAUAAAUGUAAUGCUGUGUAGUGAUUGCAAAUAAAAUAAAGUGUUUUAAAUGUGUUAGUGUUAUGGUAACUGAAAGAGCAGAAAAGAAAUAAGCUCAAAGUUUGCGGGUCGCUAAUCGGAGGAGGAGGCUGCGAGAUCUUCGCUUCGGCUCAUCGGAGUGAUCGAAUUUAUGACAAACGGUGAAACAAAUGAUUCAUAGGAUAAUCUACUUUUCAUCUUUACCAGAAACAUGAUUCGGUCCCCCCGAGCGCGCGAGAAACAGGUGAGAUGAGCUGGCGGCGCCGGCGGCGGGCGGCUGGCGGCGGCGCGGCGGCGGGCGGCGCGGCGUGAUGCGCGCUGCCGGCGCCGCGCUGCUCGCGUGGCUCGCGUGCUGCACCGCGCUCUCUGCACACAAAUACAGUACCCGCGUGGUGCGCACGAAGUACGGCCCGCUGCGAGGCAUCGUGGUGCACGCGCACCCGCCCGUGGAGGCCUACCUCGGCGUGCCCUACGCCACCCCGCCCACCGGCAGCCUCAGAUACAUGCCGCCGGUGACGCCAUCGCAGUGGCGCGCGACGCGGCUGGCGGACGCGGCGGGCGCGGCGUGCCCGCAGGCCCCGCCCCCCGCCGCCCCGCGCGACGACGCGCUGCUGCUUCACCCCCGCGCUCGCCUGCGUCAGCUGGAGCGACUGCUGCCGCUGCUGGUCAACCAGAGCGAGGACUGCCUCUAUGUGAACCUUUAUGUGCCUGUUAGCGGUGGCGAGGGCGCGGUGGACAACGGCGGGCUGCCGUGCGUGGUGUUCGUGCACGGGGAGUCGUACGAGUGGAGCGCCGGCACCGCGUACGACGGCACGGCGCUCGCCGCGCACGGCAACGUCAUCGUCGUCACCAUCAACUUUAGAUUAGGCGUUUUAGGUUUUUUAAAGACUGGUGCUAAGGGCUCGGCGCAGGGGAACUUCGGGCUGAUGGACCUGGUGGCGGGGCUGCACUGGCUGCGGGAGAACCUGCCGGCCUUCGGCGGCGACCCGCAGCGCGUCACGCUCAUGGGCCACGGCACCGGCGCCGCGCUCGCCAACUUCCUCUCCGUGUCACCUGUUGCUAGAGAGUUGCUGCGGCGCGUGAUCCUGCUGAGCGGCUCCGGGCUCAGCUCCUGGGCGCUGCAGCGGGAGCCACUCACCAUUAAACGAAAGGUGGCAGAACAAACGGGGUGCCACGGCGACCUGCUGGAGGACGACCUGGCGCCGUGCCUGCGCAACAAGCCGCUGGCGGAGCUGCUGGCCGUCCGCCUCGACCCGCCGCGCUUCCUGCCCGGCUUCGCGCCCUUCGUGGACGGCACCGUCAUCGUCAACCCCUCCUCGGCGCCGCCCCCAUCUGACAGCUCGCGGCUGGGCGCGGGCGCGGCUGCGGUGGCCACGGCGGCGGGCCACGAGCUCGCAGACUUCCCGCACCGGGAGCUGCUGUUCGGACUCACCACCACGGAGUCGUACCUGGAAUUCAAUGCUCAAGAUAUGGAAUUCGGGUUCAACGAGAGCCGGCGGGACCGUAUCCUGCGUACGUUCGUGCGCAACGCGUACUACUACCACCUCAACGAGAUCUACUCCACGCUGAAGAAUGAAUACACGGACUGGGACAAGCCCGUGCAGAACCCGCUCAGCGUGCGCGACGCCACACUCGAGGUGCUAAGUGACGGGCGCACGGCGGCUCCGCUCAUCCGGCUCGGCUACUUGCACGCGCUGCGAGGGGGCACCACCUUCUUCACACACUUCCACCAUCUGUCUUCCGAUAAGGAUUACCCCCAGCGCCCCGGGUCGGUGCACGGCGAGGAGCUGCCCUACUACCUGGGUGCACCGCUGUCGCCGCAGCCGCACUUCCAGCACAACUUCACGCUGCAGGACCAGCGCGUCGCCAAGACCUGCGUGCACUUCCUCGCCAACUUCGUGCGAUAUGGGAACCCGAAUGACCCUUCAGCUACGCCCCCACCCAGCCCGCUUCUCGGCGAAUCCCCGAGACUGGGUCCAGACGAACUGCCAUACUGGGACACUUACGACACCAUCAACCAACUGUACAUGGAAAUCAGUAACAAGCCGGAGGUGAGGAGUCACUACCGCGGCCACAAGAUGUCGCUGUGGCUGUCGCUGAUCCCGCAGCUGCACCGGCCCGGGCCCGAGAUGCCCGACGCCGCCAUGCGCCAUCAUCACUUCCAGGACGAUAACGCCAAUUACUACGAAGGUGCGGUCCGGCCUCAGUCAACGUCUCGCCUGCACGUGCCUCACGUGGUGAACGCGGAAGGCGGCGGCCAGGGGGCGCGCAGCACGGCGCCGCCCCGCCCCCCCGCGCCGCGCCCGCCCGCCCCCGCGGCGCCCGCGUCCACCGAAUGUCCGCCCAACACCACCGCCGCGCCCGCGCACCCCGACGACGCGCUGCUGCGCCGCCUCGCCUCCUCGCACUACCAGUCCUACACCGCCGCCCUCACCGUCACCAUCGCGGUCGGCUGUUUCCUUCUCCUCCUGAAUGUGUUAAUAUUCGCCGGCAUCUACCACCAGCGGGGCUCGCGGCCGCGGCGGUCGAAGGACGACUCGAACGAGGGCGGCAGCUCGUCCUCCUCCGACAACUACGACGGGAAGCUGGACUACGAGAUCCGCACGUUCAGCGGCAAGGGCUUCGGCUUCGAGUGCAAGUCAGCACACGUGCCGCGCGCGCCCGGCUCGAAGUUCGACCUGCGCGCGCUGUCCGACUGCGGCGAGCCCACGUUCGGCGAGUACAGCUGCUACGACGAGAAGCACCGCGCCGCGCGCCGCUCGCUGCCCGACGUGAGCGUGGGCGGCGCGCUGGACGCCGGCAGCGUCGUGUGUAUAGACACGCAGAAGCCUGAUAUUCAGAAGUUGGACGAUAAACCGGACCCGGUGGGGCGAACUAGUACGUUUGAACCGCGUGUGGUGGACAGUUCGACGCAAGUGAAGUUCGGUCCCGGCGGGACGGACGUGCCGGCGGGGGCGGCGGCGGAGGGCGCGGAGGGCGCGGGCGGGUCCGGCGCCGCCCGCCCUGGCCCCGCCGCGCCGCCGCCUCCGCCCGGCAUCAUGAAGAAGCGCGUGCAGAUCCAGGAGAUCUCCGUAUGAGGGUUGAUGGACUCCGUGGAGGUAGUUGUCAAUAAAAGGACUAAAUUGUGAUUCUAAGUGCGUGUGAGUGUACAUAAUUAUUUGACGCACAUCCUACCUUCCAUUACUUAAUUAAAGUGCCAUCUGAAAGCUUUUAUGUCAUACAUGUGCAAAUGUACUUGCUAUAAAUUAACUUACGAGUAUGUGUAGUUGCACUAUAUCUGUAAAUAAUAAAAUAAGUAAUGUCGUGUUUUGUUCAGAUUAUGAAAAUAUUUGUAGGUUUAAUUGUUUCAUAUUUUAGUUAUGUUCAAUUUGAUACCUACUCACUUAUUACGUAGAAAAUAAGAUUAUGUUCAAUGUGAAUAUAGCUAAUUUAGUAAAAACAAGACUUCUUAAAUAAACUUCUAACUUCCAGUGUUGUAAAUAAUUGAUGAUAACUGAAAAAUGUUUAUAUAGUAGCACAAUACCUAGUAUAAUUUACAUAUUGUAUUAAAAAGGUGUAUGUUGUUGUAAAGUUAAUUUAAGUGAGUUAUAUUAACUUUGAGUAGUUUUUGAUAAGUAAAGUAUGGAAAACUUAUGAAAGAAGGUUUUCAUCAAGAGGUGGACGUGUACCCAAACUGUCGGUAUCUUUAAAUAACGGUUACAUAGUGCAUACUCAACCCAUUUCAAAUACAUAAGUACAUACUUACGUAAUGGUUUGCUCAUGAAAUAAUUUUCGGAUGAAUUUAAGGUAAUCAGGGUAAUGACAGCAGUUUCUUACCUAAUAAUAAAGGCUCAUUCAAUUCGUUCUUAAAAUCCAUCACCUUCAUUAAAAAAUAUGUGAUUCCAAAUAAAAAAAUCUAUCUUACGCUUUGCUCAAAAGCUGCGGUUGCGUACACGUCCAUAAUUUUAUCUUUCAUGGGAAUUGAUGAUAUGAUAUGAACUAAAAAUAUAAUUAUACUGUGAGUGAAUAUAAUUAAAUAAUUUUGAGCCAUUUUGUGACAAAAUGUGAAAUUUAAACAAAACCUUACAUUAGGAAUGUAAAAUCAUUGAAAUACGAGUAUUACGUCAUAUUCCUACUUCCUAGUUCAAUAUAAGUCCACAUUAAAUGUGUAUAUUAGAUAGAUACAUUUAUUAUUCUUGUUGAAAUUGAGGCCCAAGUCAUGAAUCAUAUCCCAAAACAUUAUUGCAUUAUUUACUAUGGUUUAAUUGAAUGAUUUGAUUUAUACCAGCAUACCUAAUUUAUUUAUAAAAAAAAGUUUCAUAGACAUAAAGGAAACGCGAAUGGAAAUUCGCAGAUUUGCACCACAAUACGCAACAGUAAUCUGAGAGUUUUAUAGUAUAUUCAAAAUCUAACCAUAGGAAGUCAAAUAUCAGAGAAAGAUACAAUAUAUUCAAAUGAGUACAUGUGUAUUAGUCUAGGCUCCUGAUUGGAAUAUGUUGCUGUGUGAUGCCCCGACCCCGGCCACCCGUGCAGAUUAAAGCAAAUCCCUCUAGUCUUGGAGGAGGCCUAUGUCCAGUAGCGGACUCAGUGUUGUACGUGACAAGACCCAU
Plutella xylostella (diamondback moth) is the source of this 4878-nucleotide messenger RNA. RefSeq names its product neuroligin-4, Y-linked. The record is from RefSeq and is a predicted model, not a curated record. NCBI's taxonomy places the organism in Eukaryota, Metazoa, Arthropoda, Insecta, Lepidoptera, Plutellidae.